AUGAACCAAUUAUUAGAAAAGAAUACGAGGCGAAGUGGAGAAAAAGAAGAAGAAGAGGAUCGAGGAACUUUGAGUGAUCACACAUAUAAAGAAUCACAGUCGAUAAAUAGUUCUCCCACCAAGCCAUUGAAGUUCCCAGCAUCAGUACCGGCACCAUCAACUAAAGUAUCUUCACCAUCAGAUCCAAAUUCGAGCUCAGACACAUAUACCAGUGAUCAAGACCAGCAACAGCAGCAACAACAACAGCAACAAAAACAACAACAUCAACAGGGUGAUAUUCCAGAUUUGAAAACAUCUUUGGGUCUCAACUUUGACUUUGACGAUUCAAUGGAGGCUCAGAAUACAAUUGCCAAAUGGGGACAAUUUGAACAGCCUGGAAUUGAAAAAACAGUGGUGGGCAAGCCACCUGCUACUGCCACCGAUGCUCAAAAUGAUACGAAUUUCGAGCAUGCAUCUCCUCCUGUAGAUGAAUUUUCUUUUAAAACUCCCAUGACCUCAAUAGUUGACUUGACUACGAAAUCUACAUACAUCAAUAACUCACCAAGCAAGUCUAUUCUACGCAAAACGCCCAGCUCAUCACCAAAGAAAGUGGCUUUUACAGCUUCAAAUCCAGAAAUCCACCAUUACCCUGAUGGAAAGAAUAAGAAUGGGAUAUUUGAUGACACAAGUGAUUCGGACGAGAACACGAACAUGGACAAUAUCAAUAAUGGUUUUGCUUUGCAAGUUCCACUUUAUCAUCAGUGGACUAAGCCACUGAUACCUUCUGAAGAUGAAACAUUUACGCCGCCACCACCACUUCCACCCCAUACUAGCAAAAUGUCAUUUACAGAAUUAUUGCAGAGGAGAGAUAGUUUAGAAGAUGAUUAUUCCCCAAGCAAAUCUUACUCUAAUCAAAACUUGCAAAGUCAUCGUGAACAACAACAACAACAUCAUCAUCAUCAUCAUCAGCUGCUUGAUCCAUCACCAAGCUUUCAAAGUGAAGGAGAUGGCCUCGAUAUGCAUUUGGAAGAACUUGCCGCGGCUAAAAAGUCAAAGACAAAUGAAAGUAUACACCUGCUAUCAUUCGCUUUACAAACUCCCAACCCCAAUAUUGAAAACCCAUUAGAGUCAUUGCAAAGAUUAUCGGAUGAAGAAGAGGACCACUUGAGGUCGUCUGGGUCGUCUCAAUCUUCUUUACAGUCGUUACGUGACGACAAUCGUGGCUUGAGCUCGGUUCCUGGUUCUCCAACCAAGAGAAAUAGGGGAUUGUCAUUAAACGAUGGUGUACGAGGCGUAUCCGAUGCUGUUAUUGAAUCGCUUCUUCCACGCGAUGAGUCUAUAGACGAUUUACCUCCACGUGCAACAGCACAAGCACCGGAAUAUGGAUUAGGAUUAUCUUCGAGAAGACUCUCUAGUAUCCAGAUAGAGGAACAAGAAAAUAUGGACUCGUUUGAUAGGUCAUACAACACAACUGAGCAAUCGAUACUCAAACUAUUGAAUAGUGCCAGUGCAUCUCAAAUGACUCUUGAGCCGCAGCAACAACAACAAGAACAACCACAAGAAGAACCACAAGAAGACUCGCAAGAGCAGCGCAUCAAGGUUAAGGUAGAACAACUGUAUGAUGACAGCGAGCAAGAAGAUAUUGAACACGAUCAAUACGUUUCCAAACAAGUUGUCCCUUCGACUCCACCGCUGGAAGUAAUUAGUAAAGUUAAAAUCGAGCGUGAUCCUAAAAGCGUCGAGCCCAAGAUAAUCUCCUCAUUUGUUGAAACGCGCGUUAUCAAAUCCGAAUCCAAACUUCAUAUUUCUAAAAUCACGGGUCUUACUCCUCAGGAGGAAGUAGACCAAGAAUUAGCACGUUUAGGACUUGCAGGAGGCAAGGGAAAGCAUUCAUAUGGAGAAGAGGGAGAAGAGGAAGUUGAAGAAAAAGAUGAUGACGAGGAAACCGAAAUCACUGAGGAUGACAAUUUGCAUCAAGAAGAGUCUAGAAUGUCUAUCAGAUUCCACAAUGAUAGUGAUUGGAAGCUUGAGGAUAGUCAUGAUGGCGAUAGAGAAGAUAAUGAUGAUACAAGCUAUAAGUUUGAAGACAGGUCGGAUUUGGUGGUAGAAGAGAAAGAAUCCGGAAAGGAAGAGGAACAAAACCACGAAGAAGACCACAAAGUAGUGCACGAUGAACUGGAACAUGAGGAACAAGAGGAGCAUGAAGAGUUUAAUGAUGCUUCUCAAGAAAUCUUUACAGCCACUGCGGUCAAGAUUAAUUUUGUUGAUGGUGGAGGCGAAAGAGUUUCUGAGGUUGCUUCAGAGGCAAAAGAGGUACAUGACUCAAAAGAGCCGGAACUAGAAACCAAUGUGGUACACGAGACUGAACCAAUGCAUGGUGCUCGAUUAGAGAUUGAGAAUGAGAAUCUGACUUCUGAAAAAGAUGAUGUGUUGGCAAACUCCUCCAAUAUCGGCGUACCAACUACAGAGGAUAUCACCUUACCGCCAGUUGAAACCAAUAACUAUUCCUCUUUUGACGAAGUGACCAGAAAUCUUGAGAGUUCAGACUUUGAACAAUCGUUAUCGGCAGAACACGAUCCUGAAAAGGGCAAGCUUGAUAACUUUAUCUCCAUUUGGCACCAGCAAGAAAAACAGAAAAAGAGACAGAUUCAUAAAGUACCCACGACGCAACUCAUUGCUGCAUACCAAGAAGAAAAAGAAUUAGAGAAAGAGAAGGAAGAAGCCAGAAGGAAACAACUGAAGAACAUGUCUACAAAUAACGUUAGAGUGCCCAGUCAUUUGAAUACCAAGAAAUUCAAAGAGAUCAAUGUCAUGUCAAGACGAGUUGUUAGUCCCGACUUCAAUGACUUGCAUGUAUCUUCAUUCUUACCCGAAUUAUCGCAGGAUUCUGGAUUUAAAGAUUUACAAUUUUCCAGUUAUUCAAAUAAUGACGCGAGAAGGAAAAGCAGUGGCUCAUAUAUCAAUACCCAUUCCGUGCUUUCUAGUUUAAAUGACCCAAAAGUGGUGGAACCACCCCAGGCAAGAACCUACAGUGAGAUCCGCCAUUCAAAAACAAUGAGCUCCAGGCCAUGGAUGCACCAGAAACACUUGCAACAACAACAACUGCAACAACUGCAAUUGCAACAGCAACAGCAGCAGCAACAACAACAACAACAACAACAACAACAACAACAACAACAACAACAACAACAACAACAACAACAACAACAACAACAACAACAACAACAACAACAACAACAACAACAACAACAACAACAACGAAUUUUAACUCCUCAAUCAGAGAAUGCGCAAAACUCGACUCUACAAACAGCCAGGAAAUCCAGGUUUAGAGUUCCAACUUUCGAGAUCAAGAGGUCUUCAUCAAUUCUCUCACCAAGUAAUAUGUACAAUGACAUAUUCGAUGAUGUUGUACCUCAAAAACGACCUACUAUUCGUGCCGAGGGAAUGAAGACGUUGCCAAGUAUGGAUAGAGACGAUGUUCGCCGUAUUCUCAGCACUAAAAAGGGUAUGUCUCAGGAAGAAUACACCAAUGCCAAGCUUGUUGAAAGAAUGCCAAACAAAAUGCCAGUAGAAACCACGUUGCACGACUCAUUUGACCAAUUACAACAAGCAGCAUCUAUCCAUGAUGCUGAAACCGAAGCAUCCAGCUUGAGACAACCUUCUGUUGGUAAGAGGCGUAGUAUAAGUGCUGGAAGCGAUGUGUUGCCAUAUAUUGCUGACGAGUUGAAAAAGUCGCCAAAAACGUUACUUUCAAAAGAUCAAGGAACCAAUCGUUUAUUGCCUACUACUCCACUUGGUCAGACCAAGAAUCCUUCUGCUCCUAUGAGUCACUCUACUCAUGCUCCACCUGUAGCAAUCACGAAUACAAACACAAACACAACCACAAACGCAAACACAAAUGGCAAUAUCGUUACCGACAAUACUUUGCCAGAGCCAGAUUUUGACUUGGACAAUAACUUUACCAAGUUUACGACACCAACACUGGGUAUAAGCGCAGCUGAUUUGAAUAUGCUAGACAAGUUGGACAUGGAGUCUGUGUUGCAGCCAAAGGAAGUCGACGUUCCAGAUAAGUCACCGAUGAUGCAGGUACAGCCUCAAAAACAGACUCAAACACCUACACAAGAAGGACAGCAAAUUCCAUUCACGCCACAAUUGCAGAGCCCUGUCGCUACCGAGCCUUCGUCGCCUAUAAAAGCAACUACUCCUUCUCGAAAAUCAUCACCAAGGAAAAGCCCCAUCAAAAUUGGAUCGCCAGUGAGAGUAAUUCGAAAGGAUGGAUCUAUUACCGGAAUCGAAUCUCCCGUAAGGUAUAAUGCAUUGAAUGAUGAACCGAAAAAAUCACUCAACUCACAGCAGAAUUUGUUUACUGGAGAAGAGCUAGCUCAUGCCAAGGUGAGGGGAGAAAACAAUUUUGUUCAAUAUCCAGUUGUUCAGGAACCAGUGAAGAAGCAAAAUGCUGAGACUAAGCAGCCUAUAGUGACCCCAGAAGAAAACAUUCGCAAGAGUAGCAAAGAGGUCAAGAACAGUGAAAGAGGUAAACUCUUUUUCAGAGUUGUUGGUUUGAAAAAUAUCAACUUGCCAGAUUUGAGGACCCAAAAGGGUACAUUUUCCAUGGCAUUGGACAAUGGAGUGCACUGUGUUAAAACGCCAGAGUAUGACUUGAACAAACCACAGGUUGAUAUUGGAAAGGAGUUUGAACUCACCGUCAGUGACUCGUUGCAAUUCAUCAUUACCAUGAAAGCUAACUAUACAAAACCCAAGGGUACAUUGGUUGAAGUACGUGAAAGAAAAGUUGUCAAGUCACGCAACCGGUUCAGUAGAUUAUUUGGAUCAAAAGAUAUAAUCACUACAACGAGAUAUGUUCCUAGUGAAGUGCAUGAUAGUUGGGCUAAUAAAUUAGCAAGGGAUGGAUCUUUUGCUCGAUGCUAUGUUGACUUGGAGCAAUUUGAGAAGCAAAUUACCGGCCGUGUUUUUAGAUACGACUUGAACUGUUUCAAUGAAUGGGAGACGGUUAAAGACCCUAAUAGUCAUGCCACAACACAACGCAAACCUUACAAGAUUGCUCAAUUGGAGGUUGAGAUGCUUUUUGUGCCCAGAAGCGAUCCUCGUGAGAUACUUCCUACUAGCAUCAAAUCUGCAUACUAUACAAUCGAUGAGUUGAGAAAGGAAAUGAAUGUUGAAUACGAAGGCUUUUUACACCAGGAAGGUGGCGAUUGUGAAAUUUGGAAGAAGAGAUGGUUUAAAUUGCUGGGUACUUCUUUGAUAGCGCACCUGGAGUACAGCCGCAAAACAAGAGCCAAGAUUAAUCUUAGCAAAGUUGUUGAUGUGAUGUACGUGGAUAAGGAGAAUUUGGCAAUCUCCAAACACAGAAACUUUAGUGAUGCGCUCUUGGUUGAGCACAGUUUCAAAAUCAAGUUUGCCAAUGGUGAGAUUAUUGAAUUUGGUGCACCAAAUCAAAAAGAGAUGAAGAGAUGGGUCGAGAUUUUGGAAAAUAUAGUGUACAGAAAUAGUUUUAGACGACAGGCAUGGGUGGUUCUCAUGAUGAAUAACCAAGUAGCCUAA
Lodderomyces elongisporus is the source of this 5541-nucleotide messenger RNA. RefSeq names its product Int1p (gene INT1). The record is from RefSeq and is a predicted model, not a curated record. The transcript has a single exon. Gene Ontology annotation, molecular function: GTP binding. NCBI's taxonomy places the organism in Eukaryota, Fungi, Ascomycota, Pichiomycetes, Serinales, Debaryomycetaceae. Bases 1 to 5541 code for a protein of 1846 amino acids. Gene Ontology annotation, biological process: axial cellular bud site selection; protein localization to bud neck. Gene Ontology annotation, cellular component: cellular bud neck contractile ring.